This is a messenger RNA of Dicrocoelium dendriticum, 1215 nucleotides long. The record is from the annotation of a GenBank genome assembly. NCBI's taxonomy places the organism in Eukaryota, Metazoa, Platyhelminthes, Trematoda, Plagiorchiida, Dicrocoeliidae.
AUGCCAUCAGUUUCCUUCGCGUCGGACACUGUAGGAAGCACACAAAAACUGGGAGCUGACGAAGAGAAGAUCAAUCGAGGAUCCGCAAUGCAGGAUGGUAGUACUAAUACAGACACAGGUGGAUUGAUGAGUCCGAAUCUCGGCGAGUCAGCCCAAUUACGUGUCCCCACUACAAUGCCAUCACUUGCCAGAGGUUUUUCACUGGUCCCAGAACGACUGGGCAAAAGGGGAUCCUAUAAGAAACAAGGAAACAAAGGAAUGUUUGGUUGCGAAGCGGCCAUGCAAAUGCUCGCUUACCUGGCCGCGCUUUUAACGCUUCCCUUCUCUCUAUUCAUGUGUCUGAAAGUAAUCGCUCAAUAUGAAAGAGCUGUGGUCUUUCGACUGGGUCGUCUGGUCUCUGAGAUCCCAAAGGGUCCUGGACUAGUGUUUAUCUUACCUUGCCUGGAUAACGUGAAAACUAUCGAUUUACGUACGUUCACGUUUAAUGUGCCUACUCAGGAAGUAUUGACUAAGGAUUCCGUCACAGUGGCUGUAGAUGCUGUUGUGUAUUAUCGAAUUUUCGAUCCAGUCAUGUCCGUGGUAAACGUGGAAGAUGCAAAUCGUUCCACUCGCUUGUUGGCACAAACUACUCUGCGGAACGUGCUCGGUACUGUUGAUUUGUACCAGCUCCUAACAGCUAGAGAGCAGAUCGCUCAUUUGAUGCAAGACUGCCUGGAUACUGCGACAGAAACCUGGGGAGUCAAGGUGGAACGGGUGGACAUUAAAGAUGUACGCCUGCCAAUUCAACUUCAACGUGCAAUGGCCGCAGAGGCUGAGGCGGCCCGUGAAGCAAAAGCGAAGGUGAUUGCAGCAGAAGGUGAGCAAAGGGCGUCGGUAGCCUUAAAGGCUGCGGCGCUCGAAAUCGGCGAGUGCCCAAUCGCUCUUCAAUUGCGUUAUCUUCAAACCUUAAGCAGUAUUUCGGAUGAGAAAAAUUCGACAAUAAUAUUUCCUCUUCCGAUUGAUCUGUUGAGCUUGUUUCAUCAAAACAUGGGUUUUAAUGGAGGUAGCAGUUCGUCACGAGUAGAAAGUACCCACAGCGCCGCCUCCCCCAAAGCCGAACAUCGUAGCACUGGCCCGCCGCCUCCACCCCCAAGAGACGGACAAUCCCUAGCUUCUGCGCCACGGCAAUUUGUCAUUACACAAAAGAAUGAGUCUGCGGAAGAGGAUCUUAUAUAA